This is a messenger RNA of Rosa rugosa (rugosa rose), 1359 nucleotides long. RefSeq names its product ubiquinol oxidase, mitochondrial-like. The record is from RefSeq and is a predicted model, not a curated record. Gene Ontology annotation, molecular function: alternative oxidase activity. Gene Ontology annotation, cellular component: mitochondrion. Bases 174 to 1178 code for a protein of 334 amino acids. The transcript is spliced from 4 exons. Gene Ontology annotation, biological process: alternative respiration. NCBI's taxonomy places the organism in Eukaryota, Viridiplantae, Streptophyta, Magnoliopsida, Rosales, Rosaceae.
UCAAGUUCCUCAACCAGCUAUUUCCCGGUUGGUUGAUUCUAAGUUCCAAACUUCACCAUAUAAAAUGCUGUAAGAACUUUCAUUGAUCUCAUAUCAAGCUAGAAAGCAAUCACGGUCAGCAAAAGAAAAAACAAAACAAUCCCAGAUUUUCGGUUGACUUAGAAUACUUUGAGAUGAACCGCGUUGCGUUGAGGUCCGUGAUCGGAGGUCUGCGCAGUGGCGGGAGCUGGAACCGGUACAUUUCCACGGCGGCUGUUGCUAGGAAUGUUGAGACAGCGGAGUUUCUGAAGCCGCAAAACGAUGGCGUUCUUGGGGCGUUUCAGUGGAGGAGGAUGAUGAGCACGGGGUCGGCUUCUGCUCAAACGUCGGAGGAGAAAGACCAGAAGGAGAGCGGAGUGAAGAAAGUGGAUGAUAGUAUGGUGGUUUCGAAUUACUGGGGGAUUAUGACGCCCAAGAUUACUAGGGAGGAUGGGACUGAGUGGCCAUGGAAUUGCUUUAAGCCAUGGGAGAGUUAUCAAGCGGACACCUCCAUCGAUCUGAGCAAGCACCAUGUGCCCAAGACGUUUCAGGACAAAAUUGCGUUCAGGACUGUCAAGUUUCUUCGAGUUCUAUCUGAUCUUUACUUCAAGGAGCGGCAUGGAUGCCACGCAAUGAUGUUGGAAACUAUCGCAGCUGUCCCUGGCAUGGUGGGAGGAAUGGUGCUACACUUAAGAUCUCUCCGCAAGUUUGAGCACAGUGGUGGUUGGAUCAAAGCUUUACUUGAAGAAGCAGAGAAUGAGAGGAUGCACCUUAUGACAGUAGCGGAACUUGUGAAGCCCGUGUGGCACGAGAGGCUACUGGUUCUGGCUGCGCAGGGGGUCUUCUUCAAUACCUUCUUUGUGCUCUAUUUGCUUUCCCCCAAAGUGGCUCAUAGGGUUACUGGGUAUCUGGAAGAGGAAGCUGUAAUCUCUUACACAGAGUAUUUGAAGGCUAUCGAAAAUGGCAAAAUUGAAAAUGUGCCAGCUCCUGCAAUAGCCAUUGACUACUGGAGGCUACCUAAAGAUGCAACACUUCAUGAUGUUAUUACUGUGAUUCGUGCUGAUGAAGCUCACCAUCGGGAUGUCAACCAUUUUGCAUCUGAUAUUCAAUUUCAGGGAAAAGAAUUGAGUGAAGCACCGGCGCCCAUUGGUUAUCAUUGAAGAAUAGAAAUGAAUUUUCUAUCUGAUAUAAUCUGUCCCGUCUUGUAUAUGGAGUCUAUGUUGUAUACGCAGAUUGUUUCUCAAAUAGAUCGAUGUAAUGUAAGCUGUACGUGAUUCAUCUUAAUUUCGAUUUGAUUGUAUCUCAAGGUCUUUACAAUAGUUUAUAACGAUUGUUUCAGAA